GUUCAGAGAUACGUUAAAGUGCCCUGUGGUUCAUGGCUUGUGGUCCUCCUAUCCAUUCUGAAGACUCUUUUUGACUCAGAAAUUUCCUAUAAGGCAGAGUCUGUUCGGGCUUCCCUUGCUAGCAAGCAUGUAGUUGUGGCAACAAUGACAUCCAGUGCGAAAUCUCUUUGCUACAAUCUGCCAGUACUAGAAGUAUUGUCCCAGAAUUUGUUAGCGUGUGCUCUGUACCUCUUUUCGACAAAGGUGAUGGAUAUGCUUGGACCUAGUUUAUGGGAUGUUUGGAAUAACAACUCCCACGCGAUGUCCAUUGAAAUGGUUGCCUGCAUUGCCAUUGAAGCAAUCUCUAUAUUAGAGAAGAUGCACUCCAGAGGAUAUGUGCAUGGAGAUGUGAAGCCUGAGAAUUUUUUGCUUCAUCCGCCAGGGACACCUGAUGAGAAAAAACUGUUCCUUGUUGACCUUGGAUUGGGUGGCGUGAUGGUUCUACUGGUCUACAUGUUGAUUAUGAUCAACGGCCAGAUGUUUUUAGGUACCCAGUAUUUACAGCAAUCCUAUAAAGUGAGCGAGUCAUUUCCAUUCAAGUGGAUAAAUAAAAAAUGGAGGGAAGGAUUCUAUGUAACUGCCAUGGCUACUGCAGGAAGUAGAUGGGCAAUUGUCAUGUCUCGUGGGGUAGGAUUUUCUAAUCAGGUUCAGUAAUAAUUUUUGGAGCUUUGCUCAGUUAGAAAGCCAAUUUUCUGGUGAAGAAAACUCAUGGUAAAUUGUACAAGACUACUUGGCAG
Messenger RNA from Camellia sinensis, 776 nucleotides. Lineage: Eukaryota; Viridiplantae; Streptophyta; Magnoliopsida; Ericales; Theaceae. The record is from RefSeq and is a predicted model, not a curated record.